Molecule: messenger RNA, 2497 nt
Organism: Topomyia yanbarensis
Lineage: Eukaryota; Metazoa; Arthropoda; Insecta; Diptera; Culicidae
Product: zinc finger protein GLI4-like
Exons: 2
Coding region: 320-1906 (528 amino acids)
Biological process (GO): regulation of DNA-templated transcription
Molecular function (GO): RNA polymerase II cis-regulatory region sequence-specific DNA binding; DNA-binding transcription factor activity, RNA polymerase II-specific
Source: RefSeq, a predicted model, not a curated record
CGAAGAUGCAAAGCCCUGUCUGGCAGGCAGUCAAGAAAGGAAUCUGCGCAAGCCAAGUUGAGUUGUGUUGUUUGUGUUCACGAACGGAUAAACGCGUCGUAAAAGUUGAGUGCGUGGAUGAGGGUUUAAAAAAUUAAAUGGAUGCCAUCGGAUUACGGAAGCGUCUUUACAAUUUAAACUCGUUGCGUGCUCCAGUGUGAUAUUUUAUGGAAAUAGCUUGGUGAAGUAAAUAAUUCAAGGCAGUAUUGAUUUGGAAGCGAGUUUAUUUUUUCCUGUGUAGUGUUUUGAGUGGAAAAAUUGUUACGCUUUUUGUGUAAAAAUGGAUACGCCAAAAAGGAUCAAGACGAUCGCCUCGCAUUAUAUAGGCAGUCCUCCACUACAUAAUCCGGUAUUGCUGGGAACGGAGUUAACGCCAGCUGGAAAUAAGCAUCAUCAUAAUUGGAAUUUAACUGGUGGCUGGCCUCCGGAAACACUGACCAGCCCAGCAUCCACUUGCAGUUCUCCGGAGGCUCUGUUUGCGAAAACCGUCACUGGAACACCCACCACCACUAGUGGUAGUGGCAACAAUGGCUGGAAGCAACAACUCGGAAGUAGCUCGGCGGAGAAAUCGGAAAACAAACGGGGCCGGCCAAGAUCCGAGGCUCUAACAACGUUAAUGGUGGAAGGAUCAGUUUCUCCCUCGGCCAUCAAGUGCCGCUACUGUAAUCGGGUUUUCCCAAGGGAGAAAUCGCUCCAAGCUCAUCUCCGGACGCACACAGGCGAACGCCCGUACCAAUGUGACUAUCCGGGAUGCACACGCGCAUUCACCCAGAGUGGACAGCUGAAAACUCACCAACGGUUGCACACUGGCGAGCGACCUUUCAUCUGUUCGGCCGCAAACUGCCAGAUGCGUUUCACCCAUGCAAACCGUCACUGUCCCGAUCAUCCGUAUGAUACACUGAAACGGUGUGACGAUUUCGUCAUCCAAACCGUGCCGGAGCAGAACAGUGAGGUGCUGAAGUGGUUGGACAAGUACAGAAUGGAACGAGAGGAUCGAACUCCCACCCGGAAGACACCGAAGCGCCCGAAUCACAAUGCGCAAAAUGAGAACGAAAAUUGCUCCCGGCCUGUGACGAACAAUGAGAACUAUUUGACCAAUGGAAGUGCCUUUCAAUCACCGAUAACGCCUCGAUCACCGUUCAAAAGUCGUAAGGGGCUUAUGUGUGAGUUAGAUAUGAACGCUGGCAUGGGACUGGCCGCUAGUCCCAUAACAGCCAAAACCAAACCAAAUAUUCCCAAAUUGAUUCAAUGGCAAGAGCCCACUAGCCAAGAAGAGGACGACUCUGGCGAUGAAGCCAGUGGCACACCUGUCCGUUCCACGUUCAAUCCAAAGAAGAAGUGGCUUCGUGAUGCAUGGCAGGAAGAUCUUGCAAAACCACUGGAACCGAGCAUUAUUUCGCCACAGGUUCUAUCGAGCACUACAUCGACCGCAGCUCUGAAGCAACAACUUAACCAAGAAAGCAGCAACACUGUCCUCGAUCCCAACCAGAUGCGCCCAACAGUUCUGAUGGUAGUCAGCAAGGAUUGUGCACGUCCACUUAACGAGCAAACAGUUUCAAUGCCCCGUACUGGGCGACCAGAGGAAACCAAUCGGAAAUUGCAGGGAGCGCUAGCUUUAAUGCAACUUGCCACUGAAGAAUCGGCAGGGUUUCUCACACCAUACGACACAGAUGGACUAUCCAACGAAACCAACGACUCAAUAAUUGCCUCUCCAUCUACAUCCUGCUCACCACUUGUGGCAACUACUACUUUCGCAGAACACCAACCGCUUCGAAUACCGAUGAUUUCUCAUCUACCGGGUGAAAUUGAUCACAGCAUACCAUUCACACUGGCUGCCGAAGCCUAUGCCAACUAUCAUCGGUUGUAAACGAAAAGUUCUCUUGUACUAAUCUUACUUCCUUGGAAUUCGAUCUCUUCUACUAUCUAUCUUAUUUUUGGGAAAAGGUCCCCUAUAUAUUAUGUCCAAAGAAAACACUAAACCCCAGGAAGGGCAAGGGUAUCGAUCGCACUCAGUAAACUUUACCCUGUGAUGUAUCUGUGUAUCUUAGUUCUAAGUUCUUUGCUGUUUUCACAGUUUUAUGGAUUUUUAAACAUCAUCGUUUUUGUUUUGGUAACAUUUUCCGAUCGUAAUCAUUAAAGUAAACACAAAGUAACUAUUCUAACAGUAUAACGACAGUAAAAUCCGUGUGUAACUUUAAAAUGUUUGCUUCGCUAUUUCAUAUUACAAAGCCAGAAAAAGCUAUUUAUUUGUAUUAUUAUUUGAAAACUAUUUUAGGAAAACAUGUUUCAUCAAUGCUAUAAAAACAAACUACCAACCGAGCUCAAGAAACACGUUAGGUUAAAAGUGAACAUAUUUUAUAAAAUGUACUAGAGAUGGUGUCACCCAUGUUCACUUCAUUAUUAUAUAUAUUUUUUAUGAAAUGCAUCCGUGAUGUUUCAAUAAACUUGUACAAAUUAC